AUGGGUCUCCUGACUCGCCUCCUGACCGCGCGCAGCUCCCCCGUUCUCCUUCGACUUCCCCCCUACCUCUCUGCCCUAUGCAUCAUCGCAGGCGCUGCAUGGCUUCUCGUCCUCCCUCUAGAAGGAAACCCACGAGCGACGUACAUAUCUGAAAACGCCAUUCUACCCGGCCAAGUUCACACCUACUUCGGCGGCAGCGAGCACAAUGUCUUUCGCGCGUAUCGGCAAGAGGUGUGGCAGCUCUCGCAACGGUCAGAUCAUGACAGAAUAGCGGGCUUGGAGCAAAUUCUUCAGGAGAACGGCCUCAAGGCCGCUGCACAACCGUACAGCUGGCAGGUUGCUGGCGAAGAGAUUGCAGGCACCAACGUGUACGGCCUCAUUCAAGGACCGCGAGCCGAUGCCACCGAAGCCAUGGUGCUGAUUGCAGCGUGGCGCAAUUUCGCUGGCGACAUCAAUUACUCUGGAGUCGCAUUGGUCUUGACUCUGGCGCGAUAUUUGAAACGUUGGAGUAUUUGGAGCAAAGAUAUUGUCGUUCUCAUUCCCGACGACAGCACCUACGGGCCAGAGGCUUGGGUGUCCGCAUACCACAGCACCACGUCGACUGUCACAUCCACCCGCAACAUCACCUCGCUUCCCAUCAAAGCAGGCGCGCUCCAGGGAGCAGUGGCGAUCGACUACCCCGCCGGCCCAUGGGGGCAAAGAUUCGAGAAGAUUGAUGUGGUAUACGACGGCAUCAACGGCGCGCUGCCCAACCUCGAUCUCCUCAACACUGCGAUCAAUAUCGCCAAUAACCAGAUGGGCGUCGAGUCUACCCUUCACAACGUCCCCAACCACCAGGACAACUACCUCGACCGACUGACGAUGCUCACAAAGGGCCUCAUCACGCAAUCAGUUGGCCAUGCGACAGGACCUCACUCCGCCUUCAUGCCAUACCAUAUCGACGCCAUCACGCUCCGGACUGUAGGUGAUGGUUGGCAUGAUGAGAUGACGCUAGGAAGAACCGCCGAGAGCAUGAUCAGGAGCAUCAACAACUUGCUCGAGCACUUACAUCAGAGCUUCUUCUUCUACGUCCUGCUCGGCCCGUAUAGCUUUGUGAGCAUCGGGAACUACCUGCCUGCAGCUGUGAUUGUCGCAGGAGGACUGACCGUCACGGCAUUGGCCAUGUGGAUCCGGAGCGGCAAAGCAGCGCCAUCUCCAGCACCGGGCAAGAAGCAAGUCCCGGAGAAGUUGGAGGUCCUCACGGACGGAGACGUAGUAGCUGUGGUACCCAAAUCGGAGCUAGAAACACACGAGCGCAAGAUGUUCCUCCCUGCACUGAUCCUGGUGGGCGUGCAUCUUGGCGGAUUCGUCCCGCUAUACUUACUGAACAACAUUUCGGCGCCGAACCUCCCUCUCACCUUCUACAACAUCUCAGCCGUCACGCUCAUCCUCCCCCUCUACCUCGCCACCCACAUCGCACGCCACACGUCCCCGCAACAACUCCAAACCCUGCAAUCCUUCUCCCUCCUCCUCCUCGGCGCAACACUCUCCACCCUCGCCACGCUAAACUUCAGCCUCGCCUUCCUCGUCGGCCUCCUCUGCUCGCCCCUAAGUUUCGCACGACCACUGCCGCGCCUGCCACUCCUGCAAUUCCCCACCAAAGCAACACCAACAACACCCAAACCGACCACUGACCCCGUCGCCGCGAGACUCGCAAUCUCCCUCCCGGCCAUCCUCCUCUACAUCGCCAUCUCCCCGCCCGCCGUCCUCCUUGCCCUCAACGCCUACUUCGGCAAGCCGCUGGCGUGGACGCUGCUAGAGAUGGCCAAAGGCUGGUGCGCGCAAGGCGUGUGGACGAGUCUCGUCAUCUGGGCCGUGUGGUGGCCGGCGUGGGUGGUGGGCGGGACAGUGAUGCUGAGCGGGACGUUUAGAGCGGCGUGA
Neohortaea acidophila is the source of this 1920-nucleotide messenger RNA. Its product is annotated as Gaa1-like protein. NCBI's taxonomy places the organism in Eukaryota, Fungi, Ascomycota, Dothideomycetes, Mycosphaerellales, Teratosphaeriaceae. The record is from RefSeq and is a predicted model, not a curated record. Bases 1 to 1920 code for a protein of 639 amino acids. Gene Ontology annotation, cellular component: GPI-anchor transamidase complex; membrane. Gene Ontology annotation, biological process: attachment of GPI anchor to protein. The transcript is spliced from 3 exons.